Molecule: messenger RNA, 375 nt
Organism: Ipomoea nil (Japanese morning glory)
Lineage: Eukaryota; Viridiplantae; Streptophyta; Magnoliopsida; Solanales; Convolvulaceae
Exons: 1
Coding region: 1-375 (124 amino acids)
Molecular function (GO): nucleic acid binding; RNA-DNA hybrid ribonuclease activity
Source: RefSeq, a predicted model, not a curated record
AUGGACUUUGAGCAUUGCCGAAUGGGAUAUGGGUGGAUUCUUAGGGAUGCAGCGGGCGUGGUGAAGGGGGCUGCGACCUCUACGGUUCAAGGGAUUUAUUCUGUUAGAGAGGCCGAAGCCAUUGGGGCUCGUGAAGCUUUGAGUUGGAUCAAAAACAAAGGAUGGUCCCAAGUUGUGCUUGAAACUGAUGCGCAGGUGGUGACAAAUGCUAUGGUAGCAUAUCAGAACUUCACCCCGUUUGGAAUGAUCAUUGCUGAGGUUCGUGGGCUUUUGAAGCAUCUGCCUUUGGUUCGGUUUGUUUUUACAAAGCGGAAUGCAAAUGUUUCAGCUCAUCUGUUAGCCAAGUAUGCAUUGUGUAAUUCUGGGGAGGGGUGA